AUGGUGUCCAAGACUAGAUUGUACAACUGGUACAUAUCGCUGGUUGCAGCGAUGGCCAUGGUGCUAUAUGGGUAUGAUGCGUCGGUCUUCAACUCGGUCCAGGGCUCUGACAACUGGCUCAAUUGGUUUGGCCUCGACAUUAAAAACGACGCGUACCUUAUCGGCCUGGUCAAUACGGCGUACACGAUUGGAGCCAUCGUUGCCGGAUUCUUCAUCGGCGGCCCUACCGCAGAUUUUCUGGGCCGAAGAUGGGGCAUCGGCAUAGGCUGUUUUGUCACCAUCGUUGCCACAUUCAUGCAGACGUUCGCGCCUUAUCGUGCACUCGGGUGCUUCAUUGCUGGUCGAGUGCUAGUUGGGCUGGGACAAGGUAUCGCGUUGACCGCUGGACCGGUGUACAUCGGCGAAAUGGCACCAUCACACAUCCGUGGCUACAUCAUGGCUUUCUGGCAGCUUUUCUACUCCGUGGGCUCCUUCAUCGCAUACUGGAUCAACUAUGCCUGUGCUAAGCGCCGCCAAAGUCUCGGUGAAUGGGAUUGGAAGAUGGUUGUCAUCUUCCAGAUGCUCGUCCCGACUCUCAUCAUAGUGCUCCUUCCGUGGCAACCCGAGACACCGCGCUGGCACAUUCAGCGCCAUGGUGAUGUGGAUGCCGCCAAGGCAUCAUUGAGAAAAGUUCGCGACACUGAAGAGGAGGUGGAAGCAGAGGUUAUCACCAUUCGAGAGGCAAUUGAGUAUGAGAAGGAAAUCUCAGGUGUCGGCUACAAGGCUCUCUUCAAGGAGCCAUCAAUUCGCAAACGACUCUUGCUCGCAUUUAUUCUCAAUAUUGGUCAGCAACUCACCGGUCAGGGCACCCUCAACUCCUAUAGCACCGCCAUCUACAAGAAAGUGUGGCCAUCCACAGAUACGAUCAACCUCAUCAAUGCGCUGAAUGCGACCUUCGGUAUCAUAUUCACUCUGAAUGCUGUAUGGACUGCAGACCGGUUUGGUCGCCGAUGGCUGCUUCUCCUCGGCGCGGGUGGCAUGGCACUGUCCAUGCUCAUUGUCUCCCUAGUUGGGCUGCUAACACCCACGGGAGCGGACGGAACCAAGAGCCAGCCCGCAGGUAUCGCCAUCGUGUUUGGCCUCUUCCUAUUCAUCUUCUUUUAUAAGCCUUCCUGGGGUGCGACUACCUGGAUCUGGACCUCUGAGGUCUUCUCGAUGAACGUUCGAGCGCAGGCCGUGGGCAUGUGCUCGCAGAUGCAGAACGUCGCCAACACAAUUUUCCAGCAGUUCUUCCCGAUCUUCCUGCAGAAGACUGGGUUGAAGUGUUUGUUCUUCUUUAUGGCGAUGAACGUCGUUCUCGCUGCCUAUGUCUACUUCUUCAUUCCCGAGACGCGCCAGAUUCCUUUGGAGGAGAUGGACGAGCUGUUUGGAGACAAGAAUCACACUGUGAAAGGGGCUCAACUGCUGGGAAUAGUGAACACACAGACCGAAACGAUAGAUAUCGAGGGGAAGCAGGUUCGGUAG
This is a messenger RNA of Purpureocillium lilacinum, 1503 nucleotides long. RefSeq lists its product as uncharacterized. NCBI's taxonomy places the organism in Eukaryota, Fungi, Ascomycota, Sordariomycetes, Hypocreales, Ophiocordycipitaceae. Gene Ontology annotation, molecular function: carbohydrate:proton symporter activity. Gene Ontology annotation, biological process: carbohydrate transport; transmembrane transport. The record is from RefSeq and is a predicted model, not a curated record. Gene Ontology annotation, cellular component: membrane.